AUGUGUGGAUCGUUCCUUCAUCCUUUGACGUGCGGUUUGGCGCGAGGAGUUGCUUGGCAAGUGUCAGCGCAAGUAGACGUAGAUGAAAAUCUAAAGUGCGAAGAGAACGAGACGCGAAAGAAUUAUCUUGUGCGCUUGCUGCGAGAGAGAUAUGAUCGCUUUACUGUCAUAUUCCAAUGUUACAAGGAGAAUUUUACCGUUGACUUCAAGCGCUUUCAGUCAAUUUUUCCACCACUUCGCGAGAAAUUUAGUCGAUGGAAUCAUAGGAAGAUCGCAGAACGCAAUCAAUACACGACGAUGUUCAACAUCGAAGCUUGGAAUAAACUUUCCCCCGGCGAUGCAAGCUAA
Messenger RNA from Paramuricea clavata, 348 nucleotides. NCBI's taxonomy places the organism in Eukaryota, Metazoa, Cnidaria, Anthozoa, Malacalcyonacea, Plexauridae. The record is from the annotation of a GenBank genome assembly.